Molecule: messenger RNA, 494 nt
Organism: Bradysia coprophila
Lineage: Eukaryota; Metazoa; Arthropoda; Insecta; Diptera; Sciaridae
Source: RefSeq, a predicted model, not a curated record
CAGAUCGUUCUCUGUCUCAGUUUUUUGGUUAUGUCAAACGAUUUCAAAAUUUGUGGAAAUAAAAAAAAAUUGAAAAAUUGAAAUAAAAGUUCAUUGAUGCCACCAUGUGCGCCGAACAUACCGACAAUGAGUUCAAAGAUUUGAGUGCCAGAAAUUAUAAUAAACUUUCUAAAUCAACAACAAAAAAUGGUUACAAGGAUGGCAUUCACGACGGCAAGGAAUCCAUGUUCCAAAGUGGGUUUGAUGCUGGCUACAACGAAGGCUUCAAGAAUGCAUUCAACAUUGGAAAAUACCAUGGUCUGACAACGGCCGCAGCAAUGGACACAAAAGAAGAUUUACUGCUGAAGAAACCUACUCGCGGACAGUGCCAAAUAUGCACCGAUCCAACAUUGCUGGACAAAUCCAUAUCGGAAAUCACGGCCGUACAAUCGAAACAUUCGCAAAAUGUCAACGAGGCACUGAAUAAACGAUACCGGCUUUAGUCGCAAAAAUUA